AUGGAAAAUUUAAAAAUUAAUGAAAAUUUAUUUAUCAAUGAUACUACUACUAAUAAUAAUGAUAAUAAUAAUAACAGUAGUAUAAUCAAUGAUACCAAUGAUAACACCAACACUACUACUACUACUACUACUAACAGUAAUAAUAAUAAUAGUAAUAAUAUUGUGAAUAAUGAAGUGAACGAUGCAAGUGUUGUGUCAUUGCCGUCAAAUUCUGCACUAGACUGCUUUGAUUCAUAUGACCACCUCGACAAUGCAACAGUUGAAACAUGA
Messenger RNA from Schistosoma turkestanicum, 270 nucleotides. The record is from the annotation of a GenBank genome assembly. Lineage: Eukaryota; Metazoa; Platyhelminthes; Trematoda; Strigeidida; Schistosomatidae.